GGAGUUGUAAGAUAAAAAGUAAGCUUUUUAGACUUAUCUUUGCAAGCUAGAUGGAUCUGAUUAGCUGAAACUUCCCUUCACAGCACAAGAUCCACAAACAUUUCCCUUAUCCAGGCCUGACCAGUCAUUAUCUAAGGCAUCAUGAAGACAAUCCUGAUCUUCUUCUCAAUUUGUGUUUCCAUCUCCAUCAUUCAUGGAGCAAAUGAAAGUACAUGUGCUUUGUGUGAUCUGGGAGAGACCAAAUGCAGCACGACUUGUACAGGAAAGACCUGUGUCACUAUCACGCAGUUCAACACAUUACUGGGAAACUUCAGUGGAACAUACAGAGGCUGCAGUGAGUCGUGUACACCAGUUGCCUUCACUUUGACUGCAUCUGAUAACAGACAAAUCCGGAGCAGCUCAGCCUGUUGCACAACUGAGAAAUGCAAUCAAGAUCUGAACCUCAAUUUGCCUCCCGUUAGUACUUUUGAAAAUGGAGCACAUUGCCCAAUUUGUGAGAAGAACAACCAAAGCGAGUGCAAAGCCAAUGCACACCUUGCCUGCCGAGGAGCUGAACAGAAGUGCAUUUCUCUUGAAGGGACAGCAAUAGAUGGAAAGAGCAACUUCACCUUCAAAGGCUGUGCAACGGAAAGUGCCUGCACACUGGUGAAGGAUGACCUCAUGCCCUUUAAAAAUAUGAUCUAUAAGUUGUCCAAGAAUGCAACAUGCACCGACAGAGGAACCUUGGCAGCAAUCUCUUCUCCAAUGGUCCUAAUUCCAGUGUUUGCUGGAUUCCUCUUAGGAAAUGUCCUCUCUUAACUUAGGCAAAAACUGGCUUGCUCCUGAGUGCUGGAUGAAAAACUCCACCAUUUGUUUGAUCAUGAGAAUUGCAGAGAAAAUAUUUGUCAUGAGGACUGAUACACACACACACCUAUUUUAAAAGGAGAAUGUCCCAAUUUUCUACUAUCUACUCCUUUCUCCAGUUUCUCAAACUGUUGGACUCUUUCUCAUUGAGAACAAAUCUAUCAAAUAUGGAUGUUGCUUCAAUCGAUUUAAUCUCACAGGGUCAAUGCUGCACUUUUCUGUAACAGGGUAAUUGGACUGAGAGAAGCUCAUCAAAUAAAAUAUAUUCUAAAUAUCGCA
Anolis carolinensis (green anole) is the source of this 1122-nucleotide messenger RNA. RefSeq names its product phospholipase A2 inhibitor and Ly6/PLAUR domain-containing protein. The transcript is spliced from 5 exons. Bases 142 to 798 code for a protein of 218 amino acids. Lineage: Eukaryota; Metazoa; Chordata; Lepidosauria; Squamata; Anolidae. The record is from RefSeq and is a predicted model, not a curated record.